Corvus hawaiiensis (hawaiian crow) is the source of this 2209-nucleotide messenger RNA. It is a transcript of the gene CPSF3, whose product is annotated as cleavage and polyadenylation specific factor 3. Gene Ontology annotation, cellular component: mRNA cleavage and polyadenylation specificity factor complex. The record is from RefSeq and is a predicted model, not a curated record. Bases 36 to 2111 code for a protein of 691 amino acids. Gene Ontology annotation, biological process: mRNA 3'-end processing by stem-loop binding and cleavage. Gene Ontology annotation, molecular function: RNA binding; RNA endonuclease activity; 5'-3' exonuclease activity. NCBI's taxonomy places the organism in Eukaryota, Metazoa, Chordata, Aves, Passeriformes, Corvidae. The transcript has 18 exons.
GGCGGGGCAGCGGAAGGCGGCGGCAGCGCGGCGCCAUGGCGGCCAAGCGCAAAGCCGAGGCGCUGAUCCCGGCCGAGGAGAGCGACCAGCUGCUCAUCCGGCCCCUAGGUGCUGGCCAAGAAGUAGGAAGGUCAUGCAUCAUUCUGGAGUUUAAAGGAAGAAAAAUAAUGCUUGAUUGUGGAAUCCAUCCUGGGCUGGAAGGAAUGGAUGCUCUUCCUUACAUUGAUUUGAUAGAUCCAGCUGAGAUUGAUCUCCUCCUCAUUAGUCAUUUCCAUUUAGAUCACUGUGGGGCUUUGCCAUGGUUUUUACAGAAAACAAGUUUUAAGGGAAGGACAUUUAUGACUCAUGCCACAAAAGCUAUUUACAGAUGGCUUCUUUCAGACUAUGUUAAAGUCAGUAACAUCUCAGCGGAUGACAUGCUGUACACAGAAACAGACCUCGAAGAAAGCAUGGACAAGAUUGAGACCAUCAACUUCCAUGAAGUGAAAGAGGUGGCAGGAAUCAAAUUCUGGUGCUACCACGCAGGCCAUGUUCUGGGAGCAGCCAUGUUUAUGAUUGAAAUAGCUGGUGUGAAGCUGUUAUAUACAGGUGAUUUUUCAAGGCAGGAAGACAGACAUCUGAUGGCAGCUGAGAUUCCCAAUAUUAAACCUGAUAUUCUUAUAAUUGAAUCCACUUAUGGCACUCACAUUCACGAGAAGAGGGAGGAGCGGGAGGCGCGAUUCUGCAACACCGUUCACGACAUCGUCAACAGAGGGGGCCGAGGUCUCAUCCCUGUGUUUGCCCUGGGUCGAGCUCAAGAACUGCUUCUAAUCUUAGAUGAAUACUGGCAGAAUCAUCCUGAACUCCAUGAUAUCCCCAUAUACUAUGCCUCCUCUUUGGCAAAGAAGUGUAUGGCAGUUUAUCAGACAUAUGUCAAUGCCAUGAAUGACAAAAUCCGCAAGCAAAUUAACAUCAACAAUCCUUUUGUUUUCAAGCAUAUUAGUAAUCUGAAGAGUAUGGAUCACUUUGAUGACAUUGGCCCCAGUGUUGUGAUGGCUUCCCCAGGUAUGAUGCAGAGUGGCUUAUCCAGGGAGUUGUUUGAGAGCUGGUGCACAGAUAAGAGAAAUGGAGUCAUUAUUGCAGGGUACUGCGUUGAAGGAACUCUUGCUAAGCACAUCAUGUCUGAACCUGAAGAGAUCACAACUAUGUCAGGACAAAAACUCCCACUGAAGAUGUCUGUGGAUUACAUUUCUUUCUCUGCUCACACAGAUUAUCAACAAACUAGUGAAUUUAUCCGGGCCCUGAAACCUCCACAUGUGAUUUUGGUUCAUGGUGAGCAGAAUGAAAUGGCCAGAUUGAAAGCAGCAUUGAUACGGGAGUAUGAGGAUAAUGAUGAAGUCCAUAUAGAAGUUCAUAAUCCUAGGAAUACUGAAGCUGUGACAUUAAACUUCAGAGGAGAAAAACUUGCCAAGGUGAUGGGAUCUUUAGCAGAUAAGAAACCAGAGCAAGGACAGAGAAUUUCUGGAAUCCUUGUUAAAAGAAAUUUUAACUAUCACAUCCUUUCUCCUUGUGACCUCUCCAAUUACACAGACCUGGCAAUGAGCACAGUGACACAGACACAGGCCAUUCCCUACACGGGCCCUUUCAAUCUGCUUUGUUACCAGCUACAGAAACUCACCGGUGAUGUAGAAGAAAUAGAAAUCCAACAAAAACCAGCCCUGAAGGUUUUCAAAAAUAUUACUGUGAUCCAGGAACCAGGCAUGGUAGUCCUUGAGUGGGUGGCAAAUCCUGCUAAUGAUAUGUAUGCAGACACUGUGACAACAGUGAUACUGGAAGUUCAGUCAAAUCCCAAAAUACAGAAAGCUGCAGUAAAUAAGAUUUCCAAAAAAAUAGAUAUGGAUGUGUAUAGGAAAAGAAUGGAGAUCAUGCUUCAGGAUAUGUUCGGAGAGGACUGUGUGAGUUCCAAAGAUGACUCUGUCCUGUGCAUCACAGUGGAUGGAAAGACUGCCAACAUUUCCCUGGACACUCGGACAGUUGACUGUGAGCCAGGAAGCGAAGAUGACGAAUCCCUUCGUGAAAUGGUGGAACUGGCUGCACAGAGGCUUUAUGAUGCCCUCAGCCCAGUAUACUGACCUCUGUAGAUAACCUAGGAUGCCUAAAAAAAAUCUUUUAAAUGUUUAAUAUGUUUGGGCUAUUUUUUAAGAGUAAAUAAAAAUUUUUUCUUCAGUAA